Dermacentor silvarum is the source of this 18130-nucleotide messenger RNA. RefSeq names its product neurofibromin-like (gene Nf1). Gene Ontology annotation, biological process: regulation of GTPase activity. NCBI's taxonomy places the organism in Eukaryota, Metazoa, Arthropoda, Arachnida, Ixodida, Ixodidae. The record is from RefSeq and is a predicted model, not a curated record.
UCCAAAAUGUUCGGUGGUCUCUGUUGAUGUUCCUACAAGUCCAUGCGACGAUGGCCACCAAGCCCGUAGAGUGGGUUUCGUCGCUCAUCACACGUUUCGAAGAGCAGCUCCCAUGCCGGAGUGGGCCUCAGACAACACACUCCCGCAUCAACGUGGAACAGAACAAGGAGUGCCUCAUCAACAUCAGCAAGUCCAAGUUCUCUCUGGUCAUCUCGGGGCUCACCAAAAUUCUCCACUCGGUCAAUGAUGUGUUUGUCUACCAGAGGUCACACAGUCCAAUCCAGCCAGAGUUCGAGAAGAACUUCUACGAGUCGCAGCUCAUUGUGCUGGACACACUCGAGAAAUGCCUCAGCACGCAACCCAAGGAGACAACGCGGUACGACGAGACCAUGAACGUCAAGGCACUGCUCCGCGAGCUCUGCCAGUUCAUAGACAUGCCAGACAGCCCCAUGGUGGUGCCACUGAAGAAUUUGGCCUCCAAAGUUCUGUUUGCCCUCAGCCUCAACAACUUCAACGCCGUCUUCAACCGCAUCUCGGGCAGGCUUCACGAGCUCUCCAAUGCCAACGAGGAGAUGACAGACUUCAGUGAUAUCGAGCUCAUCCAGCACAUCAACGUCGAUGUGACCAGGCUAAUCAAGCUACUCAACGAGAUCCACUCCAAGUUCAGGUCACUGCGCAAGAAUGCCCAUCUCUGCCUCAUGAGCAACUUAGAAAAGGCAAUCUGGAAUUGGAUGGACACGUAUCCACACGAGUUUAUGGAGCUGCAGAACAAGCCCAACGAUGAGCUGAUGCGUGCUGACCGCAUGUUUGAUGUGCUGGACAGCUUUGCGGAGAACAACAAGCGGCGGGCCCAGGCUUGGCCCCUGCAGAUCAUGCUGCUGGUCUUGUGCCCUAUUAUCCUGGAGGAAAUAGUGAAUGCCGACUCUGGGGCUCCCUGUUCGCAACGCCAUCUGAAGAAGAGGCAGUUCAUUGACAAUGUCAAGAAAGCCCUGGUGCCACACGGCACCAGCAAGCAGCUGACGGAAGCUGCAGCCGUGACAUGCGUCAAGCUCUGCAAAGCGUCCACUUACAUCAACAUCCUGGACAGCAACAACGUCGUCUUUGCCCUCGUCCAGGUGGUCAUCAAUGACCUCAAGCUGCUGCUGUUCAACCCGGCCAAGCCAUUCGUCCGCAGCCAGGCCACGGUGGCCCAGGACGUGGAGCUCAUGACCGACUGCUUCGUCUCCUGUUUCCGCAUCAACCCACACAACAACGAGGCACUCAAGGUGUGCCUGCACGCGGGUGGCCCCACCUGGACCUACCAGCACGUGCUGCUGGGCUCCCUUCUGCGGGUGGUGAGCCAGCCGCGGCUGGCCUGGUGGCCCCAGGUGGACCUGCUCUACUCCAAGGCCCCCGAGCUGCGGCACAUGUUCACCGACACCCUGAACCGCGUCACCCAAGGGUUCGUCACGCACGGCGGGAGCUCCUCGGGGGGACCUGCCAAGAUGAUCCCCAGCCUGACCCUGAAGGAGAAAGUGAGCACGCUCAAAUUCAAGGAGAAGACCGAGGAGCAGCUCUCCUACAAGAACCUGCUGCUGCUCAUGGUGCGGCUCAUCCAUGCCGACCCCAUGCUCAUGCUGAACAGCCAGGGCAAGGCGGGCCACGAGGUGCAGAGCAGCACGCUGGAGCUGAUCAACGGUCUGGUUUCACUGGUGCACCAGCCGCCCAGCAUGCAGGACCUGGCGCAGGAGGCCAUGGAGGCCCUGCUCGUGCUGCACCUGCCCGAGCACAUCGAGCGGUGGAACCCCGAGGCACCCAUCAACACCUGCUGGGACCUCUCCUCACAGGCACUGUUCUCCAUCUCACAGAAGCUGAUCCAGCACCAGAUCAUCGGCUACACAGACGUGCUGCGGUGGCUGCGCGAGGUGCUGCGGUGCCGCAAUGCCUUCCUGGCACGGCACCGCGAGUAUGCCAACCUGGGCUCCCAUGUGCCCAUCUGCAAGCAGGCGCACAUCAAACUAGAGGUGGUCUUCUUCAUGUACCUCUGGAGCGUUGACAUCGACGCCGUCCUCGUCGCCAUGUCCUGCUUCGCCCUGCUCUGUGAGGAGGCUGACAUAAGGUGCGGACAGGACGACCUCACCGUCACCUACCUGCUGCCAAACUACCACGUCUAUCAAGAGCUGGCCACUGCCAGCACUGUGCUCACCACUGGUCGCGCAGUGCUGCAGAAGCGGAUCAUGGCCUUGCUCAGGAAGAUCGAGCACUGCACCCAGGGAUGCUCCCUGGCGUGGGAAGACACGUUCAUGAACUGGGACGCGGUGACCAAGCUGCUGGUAAGCUACCCCAAGUCCAAGCUGGAGGAAGGCCAGAUGAUCUGCGAAUCGCUCCACCGCACCAUUGGCAAGCGGCGUGCCUCCCACCAGAGCACCGAGCACGAGCUCGAGGACCAGCUCAACGAGUGGGCGAACAUGACGGGUUUCCUGUGCGCCCUCGGGGGCGUGUGCCUGCAGCGCAGGUCACCGUCCUCGUCCUCCCGGGCUCUGGUGCCUGCUUCCCGGUCGUCACUCUACGGCGGAGGAGGAGGGGGAACCGGCACCCUCACUUCCCUGGAUGCACGCACCAAGGGAGGAGGAGCAACGGCUGGGGUGGCCGGAGGAGGUGGCGGAGGAAUGCUCACGCCAGGACAGGACAUCCAGUUCUGCCCCGUCACUCAGUUUGUGGGUCAGCUGUUGCGUCUGCUGGUGUGCCACAACGAGAAGUUUGGCACCCAGAUCCAGAAGCACGUCAAGGACCUGGUGGCUCACGAGAUGAGCCCAACCCUGUACCCAAUCCUCUUCGACCAGAUCAAGGCCAUCGUGGAGAAGUUCUUCGAUCCCCAGGGGCAGGUGACUGUGAUUGACACCAACACGCAGUUCAUUGAGCAUGUCAUCUUCAUCAUGAAGAGUGUGUUUGAAAACCGGGUGGACCACACCACGGAGCACCUGGGUGUCACCAGCAUUGAAGCCAUGAUGCUCACCAUCGUCAGGUACGUGCGGCACCUGGACACAACAGUGCACGCGCUGCACAUUAAGACCAAGCUGUGCCAGCUGGUGGAGGCAACCAUGGCCCGGCGGGACGACCUGGCCUUCCGGCAGGAGAUGAAGUUUCGCAACAAGCUGGUCGAGUACCUCACCGACUGGGUGAUGGGCAACAGCCACCAGAUGGCGCCUCCGGGCUGCGGGGACGUGACGGCCAUCACCCGUGACCUGGACCAGGCGUGCAUGCAGGCAGUGGCUGCACUCUUGCUGGGCCUGCCCCUGCAGCCAGAGGAGAGCGACCGUGGCGACCUCAUGGAAGCCAAGUCACAGCUCUUCCUCAAGUACUUCUCGCUGUUCAUGAACCUGCUCAACGAGUGUAGUGAAGCGGCGCCCGACGAAAAGGACGUGGGCCGCCACCGGCUCCAGUCGUCCAAGUUGGGCGAACUGCGCACCUGCACCAUCCAGGCCAUGUCCAACCUGCUGAGCGCCAACAUCGACUCUGGCCUGAUGCACUCCAUUGGCCUGGGCUACCACAAGGACUUGCAGACGCGAGCAGCCUUCAUGGAGGUGCUCACCAAGAUCCUGCAACAAGGAACUGAGUUCGACAUGCUAGCCGAGACAGUGCUGGCCGAUCGGUUCGAGCAGCUUGUCCAGUUGGUCACCAUGAUUGGCGACAAGGGCGAGCUGCCAAUCGCCAUGGCCCUGGCUAGUGUUGUUAUCACCCCACAGAUGGAUGAGCUGGCUCGCGUGUUUGUGACCCUGUUCGACGCCAAGCACCUGCUGUCUCCGCUGCUGUGGAACAUGUUUUACAAAGAGGUGGAGCUGUCGGACUGCAUGCAGACGCUGUUCCGGGGCAACAGCCUGGGCAGCAAGAUCAUGGCCUUCUGCUUUAAGAUCUACGGGGCCUCGUACUUGCACAGCCUGCUCGAGCCCCUGGUGCAGCCCCUGCUGCUGGCCGACGGACCCAGCUACGAGGUAGACCCUGCACGGGUCGACGAGCACGAGGACGUCGAGGAGAACCGGCGCUCCCUGCUCCAGCUCACCCAGAAGGUCUUCAACGCUGUCAUCUGCUCUUCAGACCGGUUUCCGCCCCAGCUGCGCAGCAUGUGCCACUGCCUGUACCAGGUGCUCAACAAGCGCUUCCCCAACUUCCCGCACAACAUCAGCGCGGUGGGCACUGUCAUCUUCCUGCGCUUCAUCAACCCGGCCAUUGUUUCCCCAUACGAGAUGGGCAUAGUGGACCGGCAGCCAUCGUCACGUGUCAAGAGGGGCCUGAUGCUCAUGUCCAAGAUCCUGCAGAACAUUGCCAACCACGUGGAGUUUAGCAAGGAGCAGCACAUGCUGCCCUUCAACGACUUCCUGCGCGCCAACUUUGAAGCCGGUCGCAGAUGGGUGAUGCAGAUAACGUCGGACUGCGAGUCGGUGGAGCCCGGCAGCCAUAGUAUGUCGUUUGUGAGCGACGCCAACGUGCACGCUCUGCACCGGCUGUUGUGGAACCACCAGGAGAAGAUCGGGGACUACCUGUCGAGCUCGCGGGACCACAAGGCGGUCGGGAGGCGCCCCUUUGACAAGAUGGCCACCCUGCUGGCCUACCUGGGGCCACCCGAGCACAAGCCCAUGGACUCGCAGUGGAGCAGUAUGGACAUGACGAGCACCAAGUUCGAGGAGAUCAUGUCCAAGCACAACAUGCACGAGAAGGACGAAUUCAAGUCCAUCAAGUCGCUCAACAUCUUCUACCAGGCGGGCACGUCCCGUGCUGGAAAUCCGGUCUUCUACUACAUUGCCCGCAGAUACAAAAUUGGGGAGACCAAUGGCGACCUGCUCAUCUACCACGUAAUCCUCACUCUGAAACCCUUCUGCCACAAGCCGUUCGAGCUCAUUGUUGACUUCACGCACACCUGUGCUGACAACCGGUUCAGGACGGAGUUCCUGCAAAAGUGGUUUGUGGUGCUGCCAGAGGUGGCAUACGAGAAAGUUCAGGCAGCCUACGUGUACAACUGCAACUCGUGGGUGCGCGAGUACACCAAGUACCACGACCGCAUCCUGGCACCGCUCAAGGGCAACCGCAAGCUGGUGUUCAUGGACACCCCGCAGCGGCUGCACGAGUACAUUGAACCCGACCAGCAGCGCCUGCCGGGUGCCACCCUCGCCUUGGACGAGGACCUCAAGGUGUUCAACAAUGCCCUCAAGCUCUCCCACAAGGACACGAAGGUUGCCAUCAAGGUUGGUCCGACAGCCAUCCAGGUGACCUCUGCCGAGAAGACGAAGGUGCUCAGCCACUCAGUUCUUCUUAACGACGUCUACUAUGCUUCCGAGAUCGAGGAGGUGUGCCUAGUGGACGACAACCAGUUCACCCUGACCAUCGCCAACGAGAGUGGCCCACUGUCCUUCAUCCACAACGACUGUGAUAGUAUCGUCCAGGCCAUCAUCCACAUACGUACCCGCUGGGAGCUCUCGCAACCUGAUUCAGUGACGGUGCACACCAAGAUCCGACCCAAGGACGUUCCGGGCACGCUGCUCAACAUGGCCCUGCUCAACCUGGGCAGUUCAGACCCCAACCUGCGGACUGCUGCAUACAACCUCCUGUGUGCGCUUACAGCCACCUUCGAUCUCAAGAUCGAAGGACAGCUGCUGGAGACUGCUGGUCUGUGCAUCCCGUCUAACAACACCAUCUUCAUCAAGCAGAUCAGCGAGAAACUGGCGACCAAUGCGUCGCACCUGACGCUGGAGUUUCUGGAAGAGUGCAUCCAGGGCUUCCGGGCGUCAUCUAUCGAGUUGAAGCACUUGUGCCUGGAGUACAUGACCCCGUGGCUGCCCAACCUGACACGUUUCUGCAAGCACUCGGACGACAGCAAGCGCCAGCGGGUGGCCACCAUCUUGGACAAGCUCAUUACCCUGACCAUCGAGGAGGUGGAGAUGUACCCUUCCAUCCAGGCCAAGAUCUGGGGAAAGAUUGGACAGGUGUCCGACCUGCUGGACAUGGUCCUCGACAGCUUCAUCAAGAGAAGUGUCACUGGUGGCCUAGGCUCUGCUCAAGCAGAGAUCAUGGCCGACACGGCUGUGGCUCUGGCUUCCUCCAAUGUCCAGCUGGUAGCCAUGAAAGUCAUCAGCCGGCUAUGCAGGGUAAUAGAGAAGACAUGCACGUCGCCCACGCCCACCCUGGAGCAGCACCUCAUGUGGGACGACAUUGCCAUCCUGGCACGCUACCUGCUCAUGCUGUCCUUCAACAAUUCACUGGAUGUGGCCAGCCACCUGCCAUACCUGUUCCACAUUGUGACGCUCCUGGUGCACACUGGGCCAGUCUCCCUGCGUGCUUCCCUCCAUGGCCUGGUCAUCAACAUCAUACACUCCCUGUGCACCUGCACCAAGCCCUCGUUCAAUGACACGCAGCGCGUCCUCAGGCUAAGCUUGGAUGAGUUCUCGCUGCCCAAGUUCUACCACCUGUUCGGCAUUGGCAAGGUGAAGUCGACGGCAGUGACGGCCUUCCGGUCCAACUGCCGACACGGACUGCUGGACCGGUCCUUCGCCUGCGCCACAGCCGACCAGGAGCGCAUGCCGCUCGCUUACCUCGAGAUCAUCACUGACGCCCUCCUUGAGAUCAUGGAGGCGUGCAUGAAGAACCUUCCCAGCUGCGACUGGCUCACCCAGUGGACGGCACUGGCGAAGAGCUUUGCCUUCCGCUACAACCCAGCCCUGCAGCCGCGGGCUCUCAUUGUGUUUGGCUGCAUCAGCAAAGGGGUGACGGACCAGGAGGCCAAGCAGUUGCUGCGCGUCCUUGUCAAGGCACUCGAGGCCUUCCAGGACCUGCAGCUGAUCGACGCCAUCAUCAUGGGCCUGACGCGGCUGCAGCCCCUGCUGCGGCCGGAGUCCCCCAUCCACAGGGCCCUCUUUUGGGUGGCCAUCUCGGUGCUCCAGCUGGACGAGAUGGCCCUGUACGCCUCUGGGCUGGCCCUGCUCGAGCAGAACCUGCACACACUUGACUCGCAGGGCAUGUUUGACACACCACCCAACACCCUGCGGAACAUCAUGAUGAGCACCCGGGAGCCCCUGGAGUGGCACUUCAAGCAGCUCGACCACUCCGUUGGGCUCAGCUUCAACUCCAACUUCCACUUUGCACUCGUCGGACACUUGCUCAAGGGUUUCAGGCACCCGACAGCCACGACAGUGUCCCGGACAGCACGGGUGCUCAGCAUGCUGUUGGGCAUUGUGGCCAAGCCACACAAGAGGGACAAGUUUGAGGUGACACCGGAGAGCGUGGCCUACCUGGCUGCGCUUGUGUCGGUGUUGGAGGAGGUGCGCAGCCGUUGCCAUCUGAAACAUCGGGUGUCGACGCGGGUGGCAUCAGAGGCCCUGGCACGCACACCGCCCAGCCCCGUGCCCAGCUCUCUGGCGGCGCAGUCGGCAUCGCCUUCCUCGUCGGCCAUUGGAGGCGCUUCCUCUCCAUCGGCCACAGGUGCAGCAGCACCCAGUCCACCAACAUUCCUCAUGCCUGCUGGGGGCAGCAGCAGUGCCAACCAGCUGCACCCUCCCCCUCCACUGGGCCAGCAACAACAGCAGGGCGGCCGGCGCCAGAAGUCCUGGGACCUGCUUGACCAGAACGCCCUGGCACAGGCACGGCUCGCCAAGCAGGGGGUCACAACCCCUGCCCAGGGGGGAGGAGGAGGCCAGGUACAACAGCAGCAGCAGCAGCAGGCUGGUGGGGGCACGACGCCUGGCCCUCCAUCGUCGACCAAGGACCCCAAGUUCUGGCGCAGCCUGGACACUAGUGAGGGCGGGGGCCGCCCCCUGUUCCGCACCCAGCGCAGCAGCUCAAUGCCGACACCUCGGUCGCAGAAGGGGCCUCCCGGCACGGCCGAAGGGGACGCUGCCCUGGCACCCCCGCGUUCGUCCCGCGUGUCCGUCUCCAACGAGGACAACGUCCUGCUCGACCCCGAGGUGCUCACGGACUUCCCCACCCAGGCCCUGGUGCUCACUGUCCUCGCGACCCUUGUGCGCUUUGCGACGGAUGAAAACGAGACGCGCAUCCUGUACGAGUACUUGGCCGAGGCCUCUGUGGUCUUCCCCAAAGUGUUCCCCGUCAUUCACAGCCUGUUGGACGCCAAGAUUACGACGGUGCUGUCGCAGAACCACGACCACAUCAUCCUCAGUGCUGUGCAGUGCAUCAUCCAGAACAUGAUUGCCUGCGAGGACAGCAGCCAGCAGCAGCUGCACUACCUGCAGACCUGCGGCUUUGGAGGACUGUGGAGGUUUGCUGGUCCCUUCUCCACGAGCCAGACUAACUUGGACAACGCCGAGUUGUUUGUCAACUGCCUGGAAGCCAUGGUCGAGACGAGCCUGCCGGCCGACGAGGGCGAGCUCAGCCAGUACCCGAGCUCCCUGUCGGUGGCCUCGGCCAUCAACCUCUCCUCUUCCAUGAGCAGCCUGACACUGGCCUCUCCCACCGACAAGGACGGCGGGGCCUGCUCGGACGGGGGUGGAAGUGCACCCACACCCGGGUCGGGCGCCCCGCCCGACCGCGCCCGCUCAGCCUCCCAGCUGUCCAAACAGCGCAGCUUCAAAUGCAAAAACCCCAGUGGGUCAGGGGCACCCAAGAGCGGACGUACCUCGCACUGAACGGCUGUCAGCUGUGGGACCUUGCGACGACGGUGCAGGCUGUGAUGUGAUUACCUUUCAUUGGACACCCUUGCUCUGCAGUGCCAGGCAGGGUAGUUCUCCAGCCUGCCCUGUGAAACCUAGCCUACACUCCUGGGAUGGGACCAAGGUGUCUGCUUCUGACAACAUCCCACCGCACAUCACUAGCCAGUUCACCUCGCGUCAUAUCGAGGCAGCUGCAGUCUCGGUGAUGGUACCACAUCCAGGUCACCAGAUCUCUCGGGAACUAGGGUGAGAGGUGUCUCAGCCUCUGGUUCAAUGCUCGCUUUAAUGUGUGAGGCAACCCUUGGCUCACGGCUCGGCACUGACGUUGUUGUCGUCCUCUUCGGCAUAGAGGCCUAGGUGACGGCAUAGUUUUGGCGUGGAUGUUGUCUUUGUCCUUGUAGUACUGAUCGCUACAAUCGUUUUGACAGGGCCAUCCAAUUGCAACUACCUUGCAAAUGCCACUUGUCAGUGGCAGGGAUUCAGGCAACACGUUUGACAUCCCUGGAACUUAAGUCUUGGUAGCUGCGUCUCAUGCUGCAGCAGUGGUGCCGCAGUCUGUUUCAAAUGCCAUCACACUGUGUGCGAGAGCUUGAUGCUCUUAUACCAAGUGGUUACAGUCAUCUCUUUCUAGCUCUGCACAUUGGACGGUACUCAGAGCUUCACUACUAGCUAGCCCAGUCACCACGGCAUUUUUUCAUCUGCUGAUGAACCAGCACGGCAAGCAUUUUCGCAUUCCAUAUUGGAGUCAUAGCUCUGCAUGACAUUCUCAUUUAAUUCAUGCCGCAAUGCAUUGUAUGACCCCAUUUUUCGUGUUGUGGGGCAGCACAGCUUCAAGCUCUAAACAGCUGCCCAACAAGGGAGUGACUCAAUGAUUCUCUCGCAGGAAUCCAGCGUACACACUACACGCUGUUGUAAAAUGCAUGGUAAACGGAAAAGUGUCCUGACUUCUAUGUGGAGAGUGUGCUACUAUACAUGUCUGGUGUGCUCAGAAAGUGUUUAUGAGGGCCACAAAUCUACUGCUUGGAAGAGGACAGGAUCCUGAGCAGUCACAAUGAUCACAGUCUGCAGACUGAGCCAAAAGUUGUUUUCUACAUUUUGCAACUGUUGGCAUAAUGCCCUCGCGGCAGACCUCUGCAUUUAGCCCUAGCUGGAAGGUCGAAAAUCUUGCUCCCUCGAAGCAGUUAUUCAGUGGAACGCAACCAUCAAUGGAAAACUCAGGUAUCCCAGAUGUCAGCUAGUCUGGGGAGCCCACUGGCGAGGUUCUACUGCAACAGGUUUAUUUUGGUAUUGUUUGAAAGAAGCUCAGGCUCAUUUCUUAACUUGAAAACAAAUUAAGAAAGGCGCGUCAUCAUGAUGUUUUGCAUCUUGCGUACAGGACUCUUCUUCGGGACAAUCACCGAGGGUUCUUUCCGUGUCCCAUUUUUUGUGGUGCGAUUGACAAAGCAACUGAGAGCUUGGCAUCUUUUAGGUCGGCUGGUGACAACUAUGAACAAUAGUUGAUAACCAAAUGGCCAGUGGCUGAGGCAAAAUGUGCUGCAACUCUGUCGAGUGCACCCUUCUCGUGGUUUUGUGCAAACAGCACUGUCCCAGGCCUGUGUCGUUCCAGACGAUGGCCACAUUGUCACCUCUCGGCUUCCAGGGAGAAUGUGUUGAAUAAGGAGUCGGCAAAGGUCCGAAUGUUCAGAUCACUCUUGCAUACUCUCCGAAAGAGCCGCCAACGCUCUGCAUUGUUCGCAGCUCUGGAUGUUUACCAUAGACGAGGAGGAUGAACGUAUACUCCGUUUUGUACACAGCAGACAAUGCUACGAAGGCUAGAGAGAGUUCUAUGAUUGCUCUCAUGCGUGACCAAAAUUAGUGCGUCACAUAUGAAAGAAAUACACAUGGAGGAGGAAAAGGAGGAAGGAAAGGCAGGGAGGUCAACCAGACACAUUGUAUGCAUUAUGCUAUAUCUCAAAGUAACAUUGUCUUACAUUUUUACGUCACAGUGCCUAAUACAGUAGACUUCCGUUAAUUUGACUCCAGUUAAUUCAAUCUUUCGUUUAAUCCGAUCUCGACCGAAGGUCCCGGCCGGCACCCGUGCAUUUUUAUGGGCCCAAACAUUAAUUAUUUCGAUCCUAAAAUUGGCAUUCGCUGGAUAAUUCGAACUUGACCGGCGCGUAACUAUCCCUUUAAUGGCACCAGCUGUCUUGGCGGAACUUAGGGGACAGUGCGUGCGUUGGACACACAUCAUCUCACGUUGAAAACGCCUAUUAUCGGCCCGCCCUAGGGAGGUUUUCAAGCAGUAAUGGUAGCUAAAAAUGUCCGAUUACUGUAUUUACCCAAUUCUAAUGAGCGCCUUCUGUUUUAAUAAGCCGUAAGUUGCCCGCACGGUGCAAUCGAAAUGCAACCAAAACCACCUUCGCGGCAUUCAUACGCUUUACCGCAUAACAUGACUGUAUUGCGGCGAAGCUGACUUUAAAAACCUUGCUGCGAAGCUGACUUUAGGAAGCCGGCUACCAUUCUAAAAAAUCGGAUGCACGUUAUUAGAUUGAUAUUUUGGUUAGAAGCUUCAAGUAAUUUCUAUGUUAGUUUUCUACUUCGGACACAUGGAAAGUGGGUGCGCAUUUGAUUAGGAGACGUGUUAACUCUUUCCCUACCAUGGGGAAAAUUCGGGUUUUUUGUAUGCUACGGCAUAUUUUUUCUGAAGAAACUGCUGCACUCAAUAUUUAAUGUAAUACAUAAACAGAAACCAAAAUGAAUGCACUUUUCACGCAUAAAAGUUUUAUUAACAAGAUGUAUGUCAAAAAAAGAUAUAAAUUGUUAAAAUCAAGAUUAUGUGAUAAAAUUGAACAAGGUUUGUAAAGACGCGCUUAUAUCUACUAAGAAAAAAAUAUUAUGAAAAUUAUGAAAUAUACAGAAUGUAUUGCCGUCUAUUAGGCACUAUCUCCGAAAAAAAUCAAAAUUUUUCAUUGAACAGGUAUUUCGCUACAAAAAUUUAACUGCAAGCACUACAGUUGGGCAUGCCGGGCUGCGGCCGCCGAUGUUCCGGGCUGGUUUGCGUCGUCUUCGCUUUCAGACUUAAAGUCCGAUAAAAAGUCAGCGUCCUCUGACUCGCUGCUAUUCGAUGUAUCGAUAAGAUCAGCCGCAGAGGCAGCGGAAUCGCGAUAUCUACGAUCUCUGUAAGCGCGCGUGCCGUUUUGGGAGCCGGACAUUUUUGUGUUCUGCUUUGACGAUCGCGAAACUUCGGAGCGUGUUUAAAAAUCACCGCCUCACGGGAAAAAAGCUAAAUGCUUAGAAAACGAAAGUAGAGUUCUCUUCCUUCACGUCCGAUAACGCAGUAUGUCCGUGAGCGGCGCCGGAGGUCUCGAAAGUGGCGUUUCAAACCAUCGAAAGAGGGCUAACCCUGCCCAAUGGGCGAGGUACGAAAAGAGUUAAAUUCUAGCAAAUACAGUGAAAUCUCGUUGAUACAAUCUUCACGGGAACUGGAAAAUAAAAUGUAUCAUCUGAAACUUGUAUUAUCCGAAAACAAUCGUAAGUAAGAAAAAAAAAACUUGUGUACAAGAAAGAAAACGUAUUAUCCCGUAAAAUGUAUCAUGCAGAAUCGUAUCAACGAGAUUCUACUGUACUGCCAAAUGAAUCAGCGAGGUGUUCUGGCGUUUUUUCUGCAUCUUGUUUAAUUUGACUCGCCAUAUAAUUCAAUCAAUUUUGUCGGUCCCAUCGGGCCAAAUUAACGGAAGUCGACUGUAUAGUUAGGAAGGUGUUGCAGCCGUAAACUUCUUUACCACCUGACGAGUGAAGUGACCCCUCUCGGACUAGCAGUGACAGUGGACUGCCUUUGCUCACGAGCAAAACAUAGUAUGCGGCAUAACUGCAAGAACAAAGGUUCACAAACAGUACGUGAUUUGACGUAACCUUAUGUGAACAAGUUGUAGUUGUAACGUGUGAAGUACUUAUUCCGUAGAAGGUGCUGCAAAUCACAAACAACUGCGAUGCGUAUGUGGCUGGUCAGACUUCUAUGACUGCACUAAAGUAGCUUCUGCAGUGUUGCCUAUUAAGCAUAGAACAGUGUAUAGUAUCGUUGUGUGGCCACCUUUAAGGGAACAGUAAAGUGCCACAGUAAGUUUGUUUGGUCAGACAGUGUAAUCUUUGAAGCUGUGAUUUUCAUUUACCUGCUAGGAACAAAAGUUGGUCAGCAGAGAACAGGUGAGAGAUUCCUUUAGAAGUUUUUGCGUUGGCUGCAGUAUGUUAAUGUGAUGUUGCAGGUUUAAAAGUAUUUUCACAUUUUCGGGGCCAUCUCUUUUUUGAAAAAGUUCAGUGAAAGUGAGUAGGUUAAAUCUUUUGUUCCUUUAGAAGGCAGUGUAAUUAUGGUUUAUUGAUUCGCUGUUAGCUAAUGCUGAGCAGAUGCUUUUAAAUGUUCAUGACGUGGUAAGUUUGAGGUAGCAUUUCUUGUUCUUGCAUAUAUUCAGGCUUACAAAGACUCAGACUGCAGUUAGACCGACCUUUAUGGUAUUCCAAAAGUCUGAUUAUAAUAAUUACAUAAGUGCAAUAAUCAAUUUCACUUAACCUAACAGCAUUCCUCUUUAAUGUCCCUACAAGACGUGCUAAUUGACUUGAUUGGAGUGCUACUGCCCGUGCCUGAGGGCAUUGUGAUAGGCUUUGCUGCUGGAUUCCUGCUCUCUGCUAGGACAGUGGCCUUCACUAGGUUUAUUAACAUUGCCCUGUUUUUGUGCAAGUCACAAAAUUUUUUUUUUCAGUGGUUUCCAAUACAGUCGCACAAUUCUAAACCAUUGCUCCAGCAAGGUUUAGAAUCUCUAUCUUGCUAUGCGUUUUGUACUGUUCAUUAAGCAGAGCGCACUCGCAAAUGUGAUCGUGAUUUCAGGUGUGAAUUACUCCUGGCCUGGUGCGUCUAUAGCUUCCAGAAUUUCUAUUCCACAAUGGCGUGCUCGAGUUGGGGAGACUUAGAAACUCCUUUUUCCUGCGUGAUCUGUGCAAGAAUACCUCCCGAGGUAAGAAGGCCCGGCCAGAGCAGGACCACUUCCAAGGUUGUGAGACUUGUGUUGCAUCGCUGCGUCCAGCUUUUGAUAUCACGAGCGCUUGAAAGGAUCGGCAACGGGCCUGCGAUUGAAAGGCCGCGAGGCUGGGCUGCGCUUGUUGAGUUGGAACAAAAUGCACGUUGAAAGCAAGUUGUAUGGACGACUUGGCUGAGUAGUAGUAGUAGUCGACACUUCUAGGUUACUGUCAGUGACCUUUUUUUCAUUGCCAUCACAAGACCGAUGACGGAGACACGUUAUUUGCAACAUGCCCACUGAGAUUGAGUGUGUUCUGCCAAGGCACACAUAGACGAAUAUUUAGAGGCUACCCUCUGUGCUGGGUGAAGACAGCCGUCAGCUUGCCACAAACUAAAUUUGCUAUACGACCUAAAUAUUUUUUCAUGUCCUGGCAGAUUUACCACCACCUAUUCAAAUCUGUUCUAUUCACAUUGACCACAGCUGUCGCACCACCUAGUUGCCAGACACUCAAAGGGCUUGAGUAGUGUUUGCUAACCUUGGAGGCCAUCAAGUUCCCGACUGUCUUUAUCGUCAGCUGCAUGGCGGGACAAGCGAUAGAUCUUGCCAGUCACGUGCAACAGACAUCAGAAAUGGGUCGUGUUUCUGUGAGGCGCCAACAGGGGAUAGCAAGCUGAUAAUAAUGUAGAGAUGUUGGUAGCACUGGUGUCAUGUUAUAGUAUCUCGUUUAUUUGACUCACACUCAACAGCCCUUCAUUGAGGCCUCAGUGGUGUUGAUCUCACCAGGUGCCAAGCUUAAGCACUCUCAAACUAUGGCUCUAUUCCAUCGAUGGCAUUGGAGUGCCUCUUGUAAGACGAGGAAUAUUUUAUAUUUUGUGCCAAUGGUAGCCGCACCACAGACAGCCAAAAGAAGACUUUUCGCUUGCCAAGCUUGAAACUACAUUUGUGCUUGGCGUAAGUGUAGCUGCAAGUCCGGCGCUGUGAUGUCCUCUUCGUUUGCUUCGUUGGAUCAAGCUUUUCAAGAUGUACCAACUUUGCUGAUUCCCAAUCCUUCUGCACUUUUUACUCGAUUCGUGUCCUACAUGUGCCGAAUGAUUUUUUGUGUCCAUACAGUGUGUCUGGGCCAUUGACAGUUGGGAUGAGGACGAUUUGAAAAGACUGCAAUUGGCUCAGUGCAUUUUUGAAAGUGGUGACCAUAAGGGGUCAUAGGUGCUGUCCCAUGUCAGUUGGCGUUGAGACGUUUCUUUCCAUAGCAUUGGUACGCGCAAGUUUUCCCGAGAAUCGUGAGCUUUGGAGACCAUGCUGUCUCUCUCGUCUGCUGCUUCGGCAUGGAAUUCAGAGAGCUGAGCUGCAGGUUGUGGUGUGUUCACAUCAAGGAGCCACUUAAUGUUUUCCCAUCAACUCUGGUGGUGGUGUCGUUUUGUACGCAGUACAGGAUCGUGGCUUAUACGGCUUUGGCAAGCAAUGCAUCUUCAUUACCUACACAGACCUGCAGGGAAGCAAAGUGUCCAGUCAAGUUGCUUUCAUUGUGACUCGGGCCAUUUUCUUGCCAGCUGAAGUAGUCUCCAGCGUCAACAGCGACACACACAAGACACAAAUACAAAAUGAAGAGUACAAAUAGUAAGGAGUUUUCAUGAAACGAGGCUGUGAUGUUUCAUAAGUGGCAUUCUGUAUGUUGUUUUAACUUUUUUUUUUUUACAUCGACUCUGGCAGCCAGUGUUGUUGGUGUCCUAGGGGUGCAGUCAGUGUGUGAUGAUUGUAUAGCUCUGUGGUUGCACACUGCGCCAUCUGAGGCAGAUGUGAGAAUUUCAUUUCCCCACCUCCGCACAGUUACCAGAGCCCUGCAUUCCUCGGGCCUCACGUUCCACACUGUUAAGUGUUGAAAGAGACAGUGUAACCGUGUGCACACAGAAGGACACAGCUGGAGGACAGCAGUGGCGAACGGUGCGUCGUCUGGCACAAAGCCGCAGUUUGUCGUCUGCUCGAGCCACACUGCGGCUCUCGCCCUAGAAAGUGUGACGGACCUUGGUCAACUUGUGAUGUGAGAAGGAGACACCCUUCUGCCAAAGGAGUUGCGCACGAAAGACAUUCUGGAGGACAAUUCUUGGGGUGUGCUUUCGACACAGUGCGUGGUGUUCACCCAACUGCGUCGUCGACACCCAUGCGUGCAUCGGAGGAUUAGUGCGUGUCGUGACACGUGCUUCUCGCACUCGGUGUUCAUUCCCCCCAUUUCUUUUCGCUGUUGUUGUUGCUGUUGUUGCUGCCAUCAUUGUCAUUCAUGCCAUGAUCACGUGACAUCAUGACUCGGCGUUGUUUUGCACGCUGUGUCUCCAUCUGGGUUUGCCAGUUGAUGGGCGAGAUAGAGGUUGAUUGCCUCUUCCACUCGCUGUGGAGAGAGAGAGAAUGUGUUCUAAUUUAUUGCGUGGUUCUAGUUUUUACAUCUUUCUACGGGAAAAGGAGGCCUGCUCCUGUAGAUGUGCGCGAGUGGUGUGUGUGUGUGUGUGUGUGUGUAUGUGUGUUCAUGGGGCGUGCGUGUUGGGUGUGCACAUGUCCCUCGGCAUGUUGUUUGCCCUGGUCUCUGCAUGUGUUGCAGAGCCACUGCAGAAUGUGCUUCACUUCUUGGCAGUGAGUAUGCACAUGUUCAGCAUAUGUGUCAUCGUCACUGCACAUAUUGCUACGGGGAGAGAGAUGAAUAUCAUUCACUGUUUUCUUCAAACGAUGUUCUUUUGAGAGAGCUGACCACCCCCCCUCUUGUUUUUGUUUUGUUUUCAUCUUGUGUUGCAUACAUUUGUGCCGUGAAAAACUUCUCGUUUGUGUGCUGUUCCAUGUCCUGACUGCUCACAUGUGUGGAAAACAUUGUGCGGAAAAUCGAGGCUCCCCUUUCUCUCAACUUAUUCGCCUAUCUUUGCUGGAGCAUCAUAAGAUGACAGAUUCUGUGUCUUUCUGCAUGUUCAUGUAAAAUUCUGUGUAUAAGUUGUGGUGGAUAGGGUCUUACAGAGAAAGAGGAAAGAAAGUAGUUAACCUGCUUGUUUCAGACGUGUACUUUACAGUGUCCUGAAAAAAACAAAACAAAAAGUGCUGUGAUGGUGAAGGAUGUUUCACUUUCUGAGAAAGCAUUUGUAGGCAGUAAGGACGUGCUGACAAUGUGCCAUCCUAAGCUUAGAGCUGGAGCACUGUCUAGCAUGUUUGUUCGCUCUUGAGAGAUACGUAAGGCUUAAAACGUGUGACUAUCCCACAUGUGCCAAAACUGCCAAGCAAAAUGGCAUAAAAUAUCCAUACUGACUUUCACAGUUAGCAUUUUUGGGCUUACCACUGCUUUGUUUCCUGCUCAAACUUUUCAGCAUGAUCACAUUUCUUAAUUGUUUAGCGUCGUCCAACAAAACACUUUGCUUUGGUGCUUGCCUUGUUUGUCUUGAAAACAGUGAAAAACCUACGAGUGACCCGCUACAUAGACUUGUGACUGGUUUUGCCACCUCUUGGCAACUAAGGAAAACAGCUUAGUUAACGGCUCUGGCAGGAUGACAUUGCAUGUUGAGAUGCUUCAGUUCUAUUAUGUGACAUUUUGUGAUCUCAUUCAAAACAACAAGAUGAAGCAGAAAUUUCGCUGCGAGCCCACACAGUUGACUUGCUGCACGUGCUAUCCACAUUGUUUUCUUUAGUUGCCGACAUGUGGCAAAACCAGUUCAAGUUCAUGCAGCAGCUCUCUCGCGUGCGUAGGGAAGUGGUUUUCUCACUUCUUUCCGGAUGACACAGGCAACCAAUGAUGCCGUGUGGCUUGUUUGUUGUGAAAUUUGACUCCAAACAAAGCAGCAGCAAGUGCAAAAUAUUUUCUUGAAGUUUGCAUAACAGUGCAGAUUGCUGUAAUUUGGCAAAUGUAGCAAGCGCUUCACUGUUCCCUUUCCAUGAGUGGUGAUCCUACAGAAUGCCUCUCUUUCACACACAAAAAAAAAGUACUAGGACACGACACAUGGUUCUAGUUGUUGGGCGUUUCAAGGCUCUUCAUUCGAUUAGGGUUGGUACGUACGGUGCUCACUAUGCUAACAAAAGAGCAGCCAGUACAUUCGUGCUCUUUUAAUCUGUACCAGCACACUUUGUGAGGUCUGGCUUUAGUGGCACCUUUGCGGCGUGCUUGGACGAGAGAGAACGUUGGCACAAAUUUGUUGUGACGGCUGCGCCCCUUUAAUCACGCGUGAUGCGUGCCGUCGCGAGCUUCUAUGGUGUGUGAUCUUGUGCUGCCUGCAGAAAUUCUACAGUGAAGGAAGUGUCUAUUUUUUGUAACUGUUCCGACCGGAGCAGCCGUGUUGGUUACUGUUAACUCUCCCUCCCCCGUUUUCCAAGUUGGCCAGUUGCGUAUACCAAAGCACCACCUCUUGCUCGUCCUGCUGUUCCGCCCUUCUGUCGGGAACUGUGAUGUGGAGUCGGCGCACUGCCAGGCCUCGUGCUAGCAUAGUGCGCCGUCUCAGCAGCUCAUGUAUUGUUAAAUGUAUAUCAGAAUUAAAGUCAUAUCUUUUA